AACAUUCCACUACUACACAUAGAGAGAGUGAGUGAGAGAUAGUCAUGGAAGCUGCUUUCUUAUUCAUUAGUCAAUUGGCACACCAACAUUCCCCAAUAGCCAUAACCAAAACCUUCAUUGUGUUUGUAUUUAUGGCUUUCACUUCCGUUUUGUUUUCCCAUUUUUAUAAUCGUAGAAGAAAACUUUCAGUUCAACAAGCACCUCUCCCACCAGGUCCAAAGCCAUGGCCACUAGUGGGGUGCCUCCCAACAAUAUUAACCAACAAAUCCCCAACAUACCAAUGGAUUCAUUCAGUAAUGAAGCAAUUCAACACUGAAAUUGCUUCCAUACGCCUUGGAAAUACUUACAUAAUCCCUGUCACUUCUCCUGAACUCGCUCUUCAAUUUCUCAAGACAUAUGAUUCUAUCUUUGCAUCACGUUCUUCUAUUUCCAACACUGUUGAUAUCUUAAGUCGUGGAUAUCUCACCACAGCAUUUUCGUCUAUGGGAAACCAAUGGAAGAAGAUGAGAAGAAUUCUCGCAUCAGAAGUACUCAAUCCGACGUCGCUUCAUCAAAUGCUUGGCCAAAGAACUGCCGAAGCCGAUAAUCUUUUAUGCUACAUUUUUAUACUUACUAGUAAAAAUGGAGGAGGUGCAGUGAUUAAUGUUAGAAGCAUAACACAACAUUAUUGUGGUAACAUUAUCAGAAGAAUGUUAUUCAAUAGAAGAUACUAUGGCAAAGGGAGGGAAGAUGGAGGGCCAACUUCUGAAGAAGAAGAUCAUAAUGAAGCAUUGUUGACCAUUCUUAGGCAUGUUAAUGCAUUUUCUAUAUCAGAUUUUGUACCUUGUUUGAAGCCAUUUGAUUUAGAUGGCCAUGAGAAAAUUAUGAAGAAAGCUUUGAAUGUCGUCCGAAAGUAUGAUGAACCCAUUAUAGACGAAAGAGUGCAGCAAUGGAAAGACAAGAAAAUAAGAGUGAUAGAGGACAUUCUUGAUAUCCUUAUUUCACUUAAAGAUGACCAUGGGAAUUCGUUGUUGUCAAUUGAAGAGAUUAAGGCUCAAAUUACGGAGUUACAAAUUGCAACAAUAGAUAAUCCAUCAAAUGCAGUGGAAUGGGCAAUGGCAGAAUUAAUCAAUCAACCAGAAAUUCUCAAGAAAGCUGUUGAAGAAUUGGAUGAAGUAGUUGGGAGAGAAAGGCUAGUUGAAGAAUCUGAUAUCCCAAAACUCAAGUAUCUCACAGCUUGUAUUAGAGAAUCUUUUCGACUUCAUCCAUUUUCACCUUUCAAUAUUCCUCAUGUCUCAAACUCUGACAUCAUUGUGAAUGGUUACUUAAUUCCCAAAGGCAGUGAAGUGUUGCUGAGUCGAAUAGGUCUUGGCCGAAACCCAAGAAUCUGGGAGGAUCCAAUGAGAUUUAAUCCAGAACGUCAUCUAAAAGAUGAUACAAUGACAGAAUUGGGAAUAUCAGAACCAAGUCUACGAUUCAUCACAUUCACUAGAGGGAGGAGAGGGUGCGUUGGUAGCUCACUUGGCACCAACAUUACCAUGAUGCUAUUUGCUAGACUUUUACAAGGCUUUUCUUGGAGCUUACCACCAGGAAUCACAAAAAUGGACUUCUCUGAAACCGAUCACCAACUCUCUGUCCCAACCCCAUUACAGCUACACGCACAGCCACGUCUAUCUCAUAGUAUGUACCCUAACCUUAUUGAUCAUGAACCAAGACCUACCUAAAACUAGUCUUAGAAUAAAAGUACGUAGUUAUUGUCCUUUCAGCUGCCAUAUAUAUGCUUUGUGUGCUGUUUCUAUGUAAACAACAAUAAUAGUUUAUGUAAUAGUCAUGUGUUUCUAUGUAUUCUUCCUCACUUAUUUGUUAAGAUAAAUUAUAUAUGGCUGUGGGCAAUAUAACAGUAAAUAACUUGUGUGUU
Molecule: messenger RNA, 1897 nt
Organism: Benincasa hispida (wax gourd)
Lineage: Eukaryota; Viridiplantae; Streptophyta; Magnoliopsida; Cucurbitales; Cucurbitaceae
Product: tryptophan N-monooxygenase CYP79A68-like
Molecular function (GO): heme binding; monooxygenase activity; iron ion binding
Source: RefSeq, a predicted model, not a curated record